AUUAAUAAACAAAAUAAAAAAGAUAAUUUCCUGUCACGGCAAGACAGAACCAGAACCAGCAAAGCAGUGUGUCUAUUGUGUGUGUCCGCGCCGGGGAAGAGGCCCCAUUUUCUCCUCCCUCUAUUUAUUCAUUCAUUCAUUCACUCUUCUCUAUUCGUUACGAUCAUCACAUCUUCCAUGGCCUCUUCAAUUUCAAUUCCCGCACCAGAGGCUAUUCAGGUUCUCCUCUCAUUACUAGCGGAUGAUUCUUCCUCCGUUAGAAAAUCCUCCAUGUCUUCUCUCAAAGACCUUGCCUCACUAAAUCCUGUUCUGGUUCUCGAGUGCUGUGCGUCGGUUUCACGCGGUGGACGUCGACGAUUUGGAAAUAUGGCUGGAGUUUUUCAAGUUAUGGCGUUUGGAGUUCGAGCUCUUGAUGAAAGAGAUGUUGAUUCUGCUUUUAUGACUAAGCUUGCUAAGAUUGCUACAUCUGAGAUGACAUCCUCUAAGGAACUCAAUUCUGAUUGGCAACGAGCAGCAAUCAGCCUACUUGUUGCAAUAGGGUCACAUUUACCAGAUCUUGUGAUGGAAGAAAUUUUUCUUCAUUUAUCGGGGACAAAUUCAGCAUUGCAGGCUAUGGUUCAAAUCCUUGCAGAAUUUGCUUCUAGCAGUCCCUUGCUGUUCAUUCCCCGCUGGAAAGGUGUACUUUCACGAAUUUUGCCAAUUCUUGGAAAUGUGCGAGACAUCCACCGGCCAACUUUUGCAAAUGCAUUCAAGUGUUGGUGCCAAGCUGCUUGGCAAUAUAGUAUAGAUUUUCCUUCACAUUUUCCGCUAGAUGGUGAUGUCAUGUCAUUUCUAAAUUCUGCUUUUGAGCUUUUGUUAAGAGUUUGGGCAGCUUCACGGGACCUAAAGGUUCAUGUAGCAUCCGUUGAAGCACUUGGGCAGAUGGUUGGUCUCAUAACACGGACACAAUUAAAGGCAGCCUUACCAAGGCUUGUUCCUACAAUUUUGGAUUUGUAUAAAAAGGAUCUCGACAUUGCUUUUCUAGCUACAUGUAGUCUCCACAAUCUGUUGAAUGCCUCUUUACUGUCCGAAAGUGGCCCUCCUAUGCUUGAUUUUGAGGAUUUGACUCUUAUUUUAGUGACACUUCUACCUGUGGUAUCUAUGAAUAAUGAAAGCAAAGAUCAAACAGAUUUCUCUGUUGGAUUAAAGAUGUAUAAUGAGGUGCAGCAUUGCUUUCUUACAGUUGGCUUGGUGUAUCCAGAUGAUUUGUUUCUGUUUCUUGUAAAUAAAUGUAAGUUGAAGGAAGAAGCAUCGACUUUUGGUGCACUUUGCGUAUUGAAACAUCUUUUGCCAAGGCUAUCUGAAGGUUGGCAUAGUAAAAUACCUCUACUGGUUGAAGCUGUAAAGUCCUUGUUAGAGGAGCAUAAUUUAGGUGUUCGAAAGGCACUUUCUGAGUUAAUUGUGGUUAUGGCUUCGCACUGUUACUUGGUUGGUUCACCUGGAGAGUUGUUCAUUGAAUAUCUGAUACGCAAUUGCGCUUUAACAGAUCAAAAUCAGAGUGAUCUUGAUAGCACACCAAAUAAGAGAAAAGAGAUGAAAAUUGGAACAGUUUCUCCUGGUGAGUUACGAGCAGUUUGUGAAAAAGGUCUCCUGUUGGUAACUAUUACGAUUCCUGAAAUGGAGCAUAUCCUUUGGCCUUUUCUGUUGAAGACGAUUAUACCACGGACCUACACUGGUGCUGUUGCCAUGGUUUGCAGGUGCAUCUCAGAACUGUGGCGGCAUAGAUCUUAUGGGAGUGAUAUGUUAAGUGAGUGUAAAACCCGUCUUGAUAUUCCAACUGCCGAGGAACUUCUUGCUCGUUUUGUGGUGCUUUUACAUGAUCCUCUAGCAAGGGAGAAAUUGGCCACCCAGAUUUUGACAGUUCUAUGUCUUCUGGCACCUCUAUUUCCGAAAAAUAUCAAUUUGUUUUGGCAAGAUGAGAUUCCGAAGAUGAAGGCUUAUGUUAGUGAUACAGAUGACUUGAAACAAGAUCCAUCAUAUCAAGACACUUGGGAUGACAUGAUAGUCAAUUUUCUUGCAGAAUCUUUGGAUGUGAUUCAAGAUGCAGAUUGGAUUAUGUCUCUUGGAAAUGUAUUUGCCAAACAUUAUGAACUUUAUACAUCUGAUGAUGAACAUGCUGCACUUCUUCACCGAUGCUUGGGGAUUCUGCUUCAAAAGGUUAAUGACAGAGUUUAUGUCCAUGAUAAAAUGGAUUGGAUGUAUAAGCAGUCCAACAUUGCAAUCCCAACAAAUAGGCUUGGUUUGGCAAAAGCAAUGGGACUGGUUGCUGCAUCUCACUUGGAUACAGUGUUGGAGAAGCUGAAGGAUAUUAUAGACAAUGUUGGACGAACCAUAAUUCAGAGGAUACUAUCAUUGUUCUCUGAUAGUUUCAGAACAGAAGAGUCUGAUGACAUACAUGCUGCCUUGGCUUUAAUGUAUGGAUAUGCUGCGAAGUAUGCCCCUUCAUCAGUUAUUGAAGCCAGAAUAAAUGCCCUUGUUGGCACCAACAUGCUUUCAAGGCUUCUUCAUGUGCGUCAUCCUAUAGCAAAGCAAGCUGUGAUCACAGCAAUUGAUUUACUAGGUAAUGCUGUCAUUAAUGCUGCUGAAAGCGGGGCACCAUUUCCAUUGAAAAGAAGGGAUCAACUGCUUGAUUAUAUUUUAACUUUAAUGGGUCGAGAUGACAAUGAUGGCUUUGCUGAUUUAAAUGAACUCUUGCGUACUCAGGCUCUUGCUAUAAGUGCCUGCACUACGUUGGUCUCUGUGGAGCCAAAGCUAACGGUUGAAACUAGAAACUAUGUGAUGAAGGCCACAUUGGGGUUCUUUGCGAUACAAAAUGAUCCAGUUGAAGUCGUCAAUCCCCUUAUAGACAACCUGGUCUCUCUCUUAUGUGCAAUUCUGCUCACUGGUGGAGAGGAUGGAAGAAGUCGAGCAGAGCUGCUAAUGCUUACGGUGCGGCAAAUUGAUCAAUUUGUCUCUUCCCCUGUUGAAUAUCAGAGGAAAAGAGGUUGUCUUGCAGUCCAUGAGAUGCUUCUCAAGUUUCAGAUGGUUUGUGUUAGUGGCUAUUGUGCACUGGGCUGCCAUGGGAAUUGUUCACAUACCAAGCAAAUUGACCGUGCUCUAUAUGGGAAUUUUUCUAAGCUACCAUCUGCAUUUGUAUUGCCAAGUCGCGAAGCUUUGUGCUUGGGAGAUAGGGUAACAAUGUAUCUUCCACGUUGUGCGGACACAAAUUCUGAAGUCCGAAAGAUAUCGGCGCAAAUUCUUGAUCUACUCUUCAGCAUUUCUCUUUCUCUUCCAAAACCUCCUGGUUUGUCUAUAUCUGCUGAAGAUAUAGAAUUGUCAUACAGUGCUUUGUCUUCUCUUGAAGAUGUUAUAGCCAUGCUGAGGAAUGAUACCUCUAUUGAUCCAUCAGAAGUUUUCAACAGGAUCAUUUCCUCCCUCUGCAUUCUUUUGACCAAGGAUGAGCUGGUUGCUAUGCUUCAUGGUUGCUCAGUAGCUAUAUGUGAUAAGAUCAAGCAGUCAGCUGAAGGAGCUAUUCAAGCUGUCGUUGAGUUUGUCACAAGGAGAGGGAGUGAAUUGACCGAGAUUGAUAUCUCAAGGACAACACAAUCAUUGAUCUCUGCCACUGUGCAUGCAACUGACAAACAUUUACGUGUGGAAACUCUCGGUGCUAUUGCUUCUUUGGCUGAAAAUACUAGUGCAAAAACUGUUUUUGAUGAAGUCCUGGCUACUGCUGGAAGGGAUAUAAUAACGAAGGAUAUAUCUAGGCUGCGUGGUGGAUGGCCCAUGCAGGAUGCAUUCUAUGCAUUUUCGCAGCACUUGGUUCUGUCAGAGUUAUUUCUAGAACAUGUGAUAUCUGUCCUUAGCCAGAUUCCUAUCCUUAAAUGUGAUGUAGACAGAGUUGAGGAUAGCCAGGUCCACACACAUACAGAGGAUGGCAAUUUGGAAGCUGCAAUUUUUGCUCUUACUGCUUUUUUCAGAGGUGGGGGAAAAGUUGGAAAAAGGGCCGUUGAACAAAACUAUGCUUCUGUUCUUUCUGAGCUGAUGCUACAACUUGGAAGCUGCCAUGGGUUAACUUACUCUGGUCACCUUGAACCAUUGCGAGUUUCAGAGUUGUCUCCUUCUGUCUCCUUCCUCUGCCGUUUCAUCGUCCUCAGCCGUUUCAUCGUCCUCUGUGUUCGCUGCGCCUGUUCGACUUCCCGUUUGUGUUUGCCACGCCUGUUCGUCUGCGCCGCCGUUGCUCUUCGUCACUGGAAUCUUCUGACUGCAUUCCAGGCAUUUUGUGAAUGUGUUGGUGACCUUGAGAUGGGAAAGAUUUUAGCUAGAGAUGGGGAACUUUCUGAAAAUGAGAGGUGGAUUAAUCUCAUUGGAGACAUAGCCGGCUGCAUAUCUAUAAAGCGGCCAAAAGAGAUCCAAAAUAUUUGUCAAUUUUUGAAAAGAUCAUUGGACCGACCCCAGAAAUACCAAAGGGAAGCUGCUGCUGCUGCCUUGUCCGAAUUUGUUCGUUAUAGUGGUGGACUUGGGUCGCUUUUGGAGCAAAUGGUUGAGGUUUUAUGUAGACGUGUAUCAGACGAGUCUUCUACUGUUCAGCGCUUUUGUUUGAGAGGAUUAGUACAGAUCCCAUCAAUUCAUAUUCUGAAGUUUACAACUCAAGUCCUGGGUGUUAUAUUAGCUCUGCUAGAUGAUUCUGAUGAAUCUGUACAAUUAACCGCAGUAUCGUGCUUAUUGAUGAUUCUCGAAUCUUCACCUGAUGAUGCUGUUGAGCCCAUUUUGCUUAAUCUUGCAAUACGACUUCGAAAUCUACAAACAAGCAUGAAUGCAAAGAUGCGAGCCAGUUCCUUCGCAGUAUUUGGAGCACUAAGCAACUAUGGAACUGGGACACUAAGAGAGCCAUUUGUUGAGCAGGUACAUGCUGCUGUUCCUCGUCUGGUUUUGCAUCUUCAUGAUGAAGAUGUUAGUGUCCGACUAGCCUGCCGGAAUACCCUGAGACGAGUUUUCCCGUUGAUGGAAAUUGAUGGAUUGCUAGCCCUGCUAAACACACCGAGUUUCCUUUCUGAUCACCGAAGUGACUAUGAGGAUUUUCUACGAGACAUUGCAAAGCAAUUUACGCAGCAUCUUCUUUCCAGAGUUGAUACUUAUAUGGCGUCAACAGUGCAGGCUUUUGAUGCACCAUGGCCUAUAAUUCAGGCAAAUGCUAUGUACUUAUGCAGCAGCUUGCUUUCUUUAUCGGACAAUCAUCAUAUUUUAGCUGACUACCAUACACAGGUAUUUGGGAUGCUGGUUGGAAAAAUGAGUCGAUCACCUGAUGCCGUUGUAAGGGCAGCAUGUUCUGCAGCUUUGGGCUUGUUGCUCAAAUCUUCCAAUUCAUGUUCAUGGAGAGCAGUUCAUCUUGAUCGGUUAGAGUCAGACAAUAAGGAACAAUGAUGCGGAGUCCAUAAUAAACUAGUAAUAACCCAAUGAUAAGCAACCAUGAAGAACUAGUUUUUGGAAGUGGAUCAGUCUGCUGCUCAUGCUUAUUUAUUGGUUUCAUAAAAGUCAUCUGCCUACGGAUGGAUCCACAGUGGCGUCUUGUACAGUGUUUGUUGUAAGCAAUCUCCUCGUUUUUUUGUUUGUUAAAUGUAAGUUAAUGUUCAAUUGAUUGUGUUGUUGUAUAUUAAUUACACUUCCAUGAAACUCGCACAUCACAUUCGAGAUUUCAUUAGUUUCUAUGUAUUGAUUAUUUAUCUUUAGAAUUA
Messenger RNA from Cicer arietinum (chickpea), 5750 nucleotides. Its product is annotated as protein SHOOT GRAVITROPISM 6-like. The record is from RefSeq and is a predicted model, not a curated record. Gene Ontology annotation, cellular component: cytoplasm. Lineage: Eukaryota; Viridiplantae; Streptophyta; Magnoliopsida; Fabales; Fabaceae.